Messenger RNA from Onychostoma macrolepis, 3698 nucleotides. RefSeq names its product DnaJ (Hsp40) homolog, subfamily C, member 5aa (gene dnajc5aa). NCBI's taxonomy places the organism in Eukaryota, Metazoa, Chordata, Actinopteri, Cypriniformes, Cyprinidae. Gene Ontology annotation, biological process: regulation of synaptic vesicle cycle. The record is from RefSeq and is a predicted model, not a curated record. The transcript is spliced from 5 exons. Gene Ontology annotation, cellular component: intracellular membrane-bounded organelle; membrane; presynapse. Bases 175 to 783 code for a protein of 202 amino acids.
UGUGGUGAUGUCACGGGUGGGCGGAGCCUGUCGAGAUCUGCUGCAUCUGGUACACUUACGUGAUCGCGCGGUUCCCGGGGAUGCAAACACAAAUUUAACGUCGGUUUCUUUAACGCACAGAAAUUAAUCACGACGCCGGGGCCGACGAAACGAUUGUUGAGGACCUGAUUUGCCAUGGCUGAGCAGCAGAGGCAGCGCAGUCUCUCCACCUCUGGAGAAUCACUCUAUCAUGUGCUGGGUGUUGACAAACUGGCCACUGUCGAUGACAUCAAGAAGUCAUACAGGAAACUGGCAUUGAAAUAUCACCCUGACAAGAAUCCUGACAACCCUGAGGCAUCUGAUAAGUUUAAAGAGAUAAACAAUGCCCACGCCAUCCUUAACGACCCGACAAAGAGAAACAUCUAUGAUAAGUAUGGCUCUCUGGGACUUUAUGUGGCUGAACAGUUUGGAGAAGAGAACGUCAACACUUACUUUGUCCUAUCCAGCUGGUGGGCCAAGGCUCUGUUUAUUUUCUGUGGCCUGGCGACAGGCUGCUACUUCUGCUGUUGCCUGUGCUGUUGUUGUAACUGCUGCUGUGGGAAGUGUAAACCACGGCCACCUGAGGGACAGGAACAGGAAUUCUAUGUUUCCCCUGAAGACUUAGAGGCCCAACUGCAGUCCGAUGAGAGAGAGGCAGGUGGAGGUGAGCCCAUCGUGUUGCAGCCCUCGUCUGCCACAGAAACCACCCAGCUAACGUCUGACGGUUACCAUACUACUUACCACACUGACACCGGCUUCAAUUAAAUGCCCCACUCUCUUCACCCUCAUCCCCGUGGAUUGUCUCUCACCACUCUGCGCCAUGUCUCCGAGAGAAAAAAAUGAAUGGAAAGAAUCCUUCAACAACAACUAAAAAAAGUCUGUUUUGAGAGGAGGAAAUCCAGCGAUGGAGCUGAAUUCUUUAGCGUAUCCUGUCCCUGAUUCACGCACCACUUCCAUCACCCACACAAGAGUGGCUCACAUCCGCCUCACCGUAACAUAGCUUAAAAAACGAGCUUAAGAAAAAAGAUAAUAAAGAUCCUGUCGUUUACCCUGAUCUCUUUGUUGCCUUUGACCUCCGAUCUUGCCUUCCACUCGUUCCCUCACUCCUCCAGCCAGAUUUGCUCGUCGUCCUGUGGCAUGCACUGUUCCUUGACUUCGUUUAAUGAAUUUUCCGCAGUUUUUGCUAUAUUUAUUGACAUGAAAUGUUUGUUCCCAUUUAUAAGUACUUGAGUGUGGUUUAAAGUUGACUCUGUGAACUUGCCAUAGGUGUUCGAAGACUAGUGCGACUGCGCUGAGAAACAGCAGGAAUAUAUUUCAUUUUUAAAAUCUUAAAUAUUCAGUUCGCUUACCUCGCCAGUCUUCCUGGUUUACCGCAGUUUGAAUCUUACGUGUCCCUGUAGGCAACUUUAUCUGCUUUGUGUCACUUAAUUGAGUUUCAGUUUUAAAAAAUUCACAGCCGCGUUCAACAUUAAUUGGAUUCUUUGGAUUGCUUCGCUUUGUUUAUUCAUACGUUAUGUUGUUUUUUGUUUCAAGACAGCUUUUUUUCUGAGAGAGAGAUACAAGUGAUGCAAUUGAUAAUAUGCCAUUUCUUCUUAGUAUUUUGCUCAUUUACAUCUGGAUGUUGGUGUUUCUGUCUUAUUCUGAGAACCAUUUGCAACAAGCUGAGCCAAACUUAGGACUCUUCUCUAUAUAUGGAAUGGAUUUAACUGUCAUCUCUGUGUAGUGUGUAGGUUGUUCGUUGAUGUGCGAUAACAUGUUUGGGCUCUCAGCUUUGGUCUUAGUGUUAAGCUCAGUUUGUCACUUUUCUCUCGUCAAAAGGGAAUCGUGAACACAAUCUGACAUAAACUUCCAUAGUGUCAUAUCACAGUGAGUGUGUAUGUAAGGUGGAAACUAUAGCAGAUGAGACAUUUUUAUAUAGAUGUACAAUCUACACACAUCACGUGUAUGUACAAUAUAUGUAUAUUUUGGUCAUUUUUAUAUUUUAGUUGUUGCCGCAUAUAGUUAAGAUAACUCUUCUUUGUGUCUGUUGUAAUGGCCUCUUGUGGUCACUUGAGACUCCUUAUGCCAAGAUAUACUGUCUGUUGUGAGAUAUGCUUGUAUUUUGAAGACAUUAUUUCCUGAGAGGUAGCCAUUUUUGAUGUUUGUUCAUCAGAUUUAUUUAUUGGAGUGGCAAAGUUAUUUUAACACUACAAGCAUCUGGAUACAUGUUCAAAGUCCAAUCUCCCAAAACCUGAAAGGACAAUAAUGAAAAUUAUUUUGUCUGGAUUAAAAAAAUAAAUAAAUUAAUUAAUUAAAUAAAUGAACAUUUAAUUUGCUAAUUUACUUGAUUAGUAUCUAAGUAACAUAACUUUUUAAUUACAGUAGUGGUCAAGGGUUUGUUCUCUGCAGUAAUAAGGAUAGAGAGAAAUAUUCUUAAUAGUCAUGAAAAUAAUGCAUAAAAUCUUAAAUGUCCUAAAAACAGGCUUUUUCACAAUGCAAAACUAUGUGUGAGAUUAGUUUUUUUUACUUGGCAGUUGCGCUUUCCUUUAUUUUUGAUGUUUUGAAGAUUAUUUGAUCAGCUAAGGCGUCAUGCUGUAACACUAGCAUUUAUUUGAUAGAUUCUCCUCUGAGCUGCCUCAGAGAUGUGGCAUUGUCCCUCAAAAGAUUCAACUAAACCAUUAAACAAUUUUUGUGUCAUACAGCCUAGUUAAGUGAUAUGAUCCUUAAACUUCAUUGUGUUGCUCUUGAUUAUGUUUACACUUUGUUUUCAGUGAAAUUGUGAAAAAGAUGGUGUGUGUGGUGGUUCUGAGUCACCUCAAUACACGCGGUCAGUUCCCUCUUCAAGUAAAACUGAAAGUGCUUUAAUAACCUUAUUAUACCAAACCCGAUUUUCUGAAUCUGCAAUUACAAACACUAAAAUGACCAUCAAUGCCAUAUUAACUCAUGCUUUUUACUCACUGCCUGUUUAUGUGGGCAGGUCUGAAUUUUGUUUGUCAUCUGUCUGUUUUUAUUUUCCAUGUCAGCUCUGACUGGAGCCAAAUACAAAUGUCACCAGCCAUGUUCAUUCACUUUUCUAGUUACUCUUCAAAGGCCAAUGAUUUUUCAUUGAAUUGUUUACAUUUCAUUAUGGAGUACAACGGUAUCUUCAGUCACUGUCUGCUCUUUUUCUCCUCUCGCUCUUACUCUCUUUCUCAUUUCCUCAUUCCAGUGCUCUAGAUGGUUUUUAAUGGAUGUUAGCCUUUGUGGUCUUUUUUCCUGUGCAUUAUCUGUAUCGGAACUACACUCGUAUAAAGAGUAUGGCUUAGUCAUUAAAAUGUUGGAUUUUACGUUGAAUGAACCUUGCUUAAUGGAGAAUAAAUAAAAUAUACUGGAGAAAAAUGGUCAGGAAAUUGUUGCAUAUUAUGUCUUCAGAAAGAAGAGAAAUUGUUUAGUGUAAUUAUAGUGAAAUGGUAAUUUUAUGCAUUUUUUAUUUUAUUGAUGAUCUUAUUUUGUCAUGUUUAUAACUCCUUGUUUCAAAUGGUAUGUUACAUGAAUUUGACUCUGAAACUAUGCUACUCAUAGUUCUAUAGUGAAGGUCUCUUGUACAUACACUAAAUUAUUAAAAAGAAUAAUACUAGACCUUUAUGUUGUAGCAUGGUUAUUGUAUGACUAAAAGAAAAAACAUUUAUUUGCUGGUGUAAAAUAAAUGUUUAUGAACAUUU